Heterostelium album PN500 is the source of this 1059-nucleotide messenger RNA. RefSeq lists its product as uncharacterized. Lineage: Eukaryota; Evosea; Eumycetozoa; Acytosteliales; Acytosteliaceae. The record is from RefSeq and is a predicted model, not a curated record. The coding region runs from base 1 to 1059 and encodes 352 amino acids. The transcript has a single exon.
AUGAUUGAUGAUGAUAGUGAUGAUGAUAACGAUGAAACUUGUACAACUACAACAACCACAACCACAACUAUAACAAAAGUAAAAGAAAAAGUAAAAGAUGAUAAAACAAUUACAACAAAACCAAAAGUAAAAAAAGAUGAUAAUAAAUCAACUGUCUAUUAUGGAGAGUUAAAAUGUAUGAGUCAAAAGAAACAAUGUGAUAAUAAAGCGUAUUUUGAAGUAAAGUUAAGGGAUGCCGCUAAUUUAUAUUUAUGUGGUGUUCAUUCAAAGGCAUACAAGUCACUGGCAAGCUCGCUGCCAAAACGAACCAAAGAGUCGAUGGAGAAACACCAAGAGGAACUGAUGACACUCGAGAAUGAAAAGGUUGAAACGGCACGGCUUGCAAACCAUGCCAAAUCCGUAGCAGGCAAUGUUGUUCUCUCGCAGCUAAAGAUGAUGAAAGCACCUGAGCAGUUGGAUGGCUACCGCAAGGUGUUUCCAAACAACAAGCAUGGCGGUCGUAAAGAUGGUCUGGGCAUGCCGUCGCUCUCGCCAAUGCGACUCGGUCCAAUCGUACACAACCAGCCGAAUGCACCGGUAUCGUUGAAUCUUGAGAACUUCCAUCAGGGUAGCAAGUGCUUCAAGGUCGAAUUGGAGUCGGACGGAUCGGUCGGUAAGAAGUACCGCGCCAGUCGCGACAAGAUGUACAACGACCCGGAACCACAUCGACACAAAUACCAGCGUGGCGAUCGACCAGAGUUCUUUGUUUGGUAUACGAAAUCCGGUGAAGAGAAACGACUUGGUCCGUUGGAAUGCCGACAGUUCUACUGCAACUUCUAUGAACGACUCGCUAGUGUGACCGACGACUUUAAACAACUAAAGACUCUGCGAGAGAGUGGCACCAAUCUACAGAUCAUUGGAUACGACGCAAGACGUGUCGAUCCAACAGAGCAAGCUAUAAUGGCUGCCUACAAAGACACUCGAUUUCCAUUCGGUCAUGAACUUGUCAUCUUUGCAAUGCUAUUAAUUAGUGACCCAUUGAAAUAUCCUUGGAGAAUAAUGAAAACAGUUGAGUUUUAA